Molecule: messenger RNA, 2489 nt
Organism: Owenia fusiformis
Lineage: Eukaryota; Metazoa; Annelida; Polychaeta; Sabellida; Oweniidae
Source: the annotation of a GenBank genome assembly
UAUCAGCAGCGAUUAUGUUUGCCAAAUGACCCCAUGCUUUACUGACUAAAUACAAGUAAAAAUAGCUAUAAACAUGACGAAACAAUAAUUUAAGAAUCGAAUUUAAUUAAUCACAAACUACCGAAGCUAUAUAUUUAUGGUUUUAAUGUCAUGGCAAUCGCUUCAACUCUGAUAAUGAAGGUUUAGAAUACGACGGUUAAUUCAUUCCUAGAUCAAUCAAUAUUAAAAUAUAAGGACACGAAAAUUGAAGAACAAUACGAUCGCUCUGGAGAGUUACAAUUAUAUUAGUUUCAAUAAACAAACAUGGACGUUUUAUUUAUAGCAUGCAUUAGUGCAAGUUAUUUUGCACUUGUUCUAGGAACGCAUUCGGGCAGAGUUGCGUCAUGUGAGAACAUCGGGAGAGAGGAUGUCACGAAAAUAGGUGGCAUGAUACACCUCGGAGGUGACUGGACCAACAUUGUAACAUCGGCAAGGUUCGGAUGUGAUACGAAGCUUGAGAAAUGGGAAUAUUACCGUGACCGCUAUCGACGGGACCCAGUGUAUGCUGCUAUAUGGCGACAAACACAGGUGGAUCAGAUGUUUGAACUUAUAUCUUUGACAGAACUAGCAGCACAAUACCGGCCCGAUGGCGAAAUGAUUUCAGGAAAAAAUGAUGUUAGAGUCAUGCCUCCGGUUGAUGUAAGAAAGGGCGACUUCAUGGGACUACACAUGAAACGCGGAGAUAGGAUGCCUAUACGCAACAUAAACGAUGCCAAAUCAAAUGAGCCUGGAUCACAGUUUCACCUGAUUGAUUUUGAUUCUGUCCUUAACUCUCCCAUGACGGUAGAAGACAUAAUGGACGCAAAGGCUAAGGGUGAGACGACAUUUGACUUUGGAGAAAUCAAUGCAGUUGCCCGAACCUUCGCAAUCAAAGGAGGUCCUUUACGUCCAAAAGGUCCUGGCACAAAUACAGAUAAGUGUCCAACCUCUAAAUUCCCCGCUAAUAAUGUAGAGAGCUUUUCUGAUAAGGAUGUUGGGGGGAAUUGGGCACACUUGUUGCUUGAUAAGUUGCCAUGUACAGGGAACAUCACACACUUCGAGUAUUAUCGUGCCUCGCGGAAGGGAACCGCUUAUAUCAUGAUAGUCAAGGUAUUAGGUGACGGCUUGUACAAGAAAUUGUCCGUAACUGAACUUCCAGAGGCUUCCAAAGGAAAACACAUCGUUGAGCUAGCUUCACCACAAUAUGUCGAUGCAGAGCGAGAUUGUAUGGCAGUCAUUUACGAUGCGUCCAGAGCUGAAGGAGUUAUCCCAUUUGUGGCAGGGCGUGGCAUGCAAACAAUAGAGUCCGCCACAUUCAUCAAUAAUUACACUGAACGAACUCUGUUUUCAAUGGCGGAUAAAUCGUUUACGAGAAGAACUGUACUUACCAUGAGAAACUAUGCCCUAAACGCCAUUUAUGCUCAAGAUGACAGCGGUGGCGGAAACGAACUACCGACGGACUUACCUGAUGGUGGGCCAGACGGAGGUGGCGGCGGACCAAACGAUUGUUCCGUCCAGGGUACUGACAUAGUUAUAGCUGUAGAUAACAGUAAAAGUAUAGCUGAAAACGAUCUCAAUGUGGUCCGGGAGUUCAUUAGAAACUUGAUAUCCGAACUCACUAUUGGUGACGAAGGAACAAGGAUGGGUUUCCUGAGGUACAGCAGUAACCCUUUGACCGGAUUCUUCCUGGACUCGGCAAGUAACAACAAUGACCUCCUUGACCAGCUGAACAGCCAUUUCACCUUGGAAAGAUUUAGGAAAACCCAAACAGCCCGGAUGUUAAGAGCCGUAGACGAAAGUUUUUUCAAGCCGGAUGGUGGAGACAGAGAAGGCUUUAAAAACCAGUUAGUUAUUUUCUCAGAUGGUACAACAUUUCCUUAUAGGAAUGCAUUAAAGGCAAGAAAAAAGGCAACCGACCUUAAAGAGAGAGGACUUGAAAUAUUCAGCGUUGCACUUCUAAAUAGAUUUACCCCGAAUAAGGGAUACAAUACUACUGAAUUGAGAGUACUUGUGAGCGAUAAUGUGACAGAUCAUUUGAUUCAGCCUGUGGACGAAAACGGAGUUCCCAGCGCAAUUGAAUUGACUGACAAGAUAUUUGCGCAGAGAUUUCGAGAGCUUCUUCAACCAUGUGUCCCUAUUCCCUGAACACAACAACAGUUGAAUAACGAAUUCAAAGGAGGACUUUAAAUUUAGCAUUUGUAAGAUACAGGCGAUACGCUUAAUGUUGUUGCAGCUUUGACUAUAUUCCUAUUCAUUUGACUACACCAUAUAGCAUGUAAUAGUGUUGGUGAAUAAAAGCAAGUGAAUAUUUGGCGUUUGUAUACAACCAUUUUAAUGUAAAUUUGUAAAAUUACAAAAGGAAGAGAAUCGAAAUCUGUUUCAAUAUACAUUACAAACACAUUAACAUUGAUUUACUGACUAAUAUGGAUUUUUAAAUAAAUUAAAGAUAUUAUAAGGCGUAGCGAACAAAA